This is a messenger RNA of Cavia porcellus (domestic guinea pig), 5014 nucleotides long. RefSeq names its product small G protein signaling modulator 2 (gene Sgsm2). Gene Ontology annotation, biological process: activation of GTPase activity. Gene Ontology annotation, molecular function: GTPase activator activity. Bases 361 to 3516 code for a protein of 1051 amino acids. The record is from RefSeq and is a predicted model, not a curated record. NCBI's taxonomy places the organism in Eukaryota, Metazoa, Chordata, Mammalia, Rodentia, Caviidae. The transcript has 24 exons.
AGGAGCCUUGACAGCGUUGCCUUGACAGCGGCCCCUGAGGCGCGCGCCCGAGUAAGCUGCCCCUGGGCGCGCCCAGCACCCUCCCUCUGCCUCUACUCCCCCCGUCGCAGUGCGCAGCCCCCCCUCCGGCUGUGGGAAGGGGCCGGGCCUGCUGCUUGACGUCUGUGUAGGACUCGGAAGAUGGCUGCGGAGGCGAGCACGGGGCAGUGGCUGCGGCGGCGGCGGCUGCAGGCGGGAAGCGCGGCGGGCGGGGGCUACGCCUUGCGCUUAGAUCGCUGAGCCUAGAGGCGCGGAGGCGGCGAGGCCGCACUGGGGGCUUGAGGGGCCGCGUGGCGCGGCCUCCCCGCCACCCGCCACACUAUGGGCAACGCCGAGGACGCAGUCAAAGAGAAACUGCUGUGGAACGUGAAAAAGGAGGUAAAGCAAAUAAUGGAGGAAGCUGUCACCAGGAAAUUUGUGCAUGAAGAUAGCAGCCACAUCAUUGCUCUGUGUGGUGCAGUAGAAGCUUGCCUCCUGCAUCAGUUGAAACGACGUGCUGCUGGCUUCCUGCGCAGUGACAAGAUGGCAGCCCUGUUCACCAAGGUGGGGAAGACGUGCCCUGUGGCUGGUGAAAUUUGCCACAAGGUGCAGGAGCUGCAGCAACAAGUAGAGGGCAGGAAACCUUCAGGAGGCAACCAGGAGGCCUUGCGGAGACAGGGCUCAGCCAGCGGGAAGGCCUCAGCCCUUAGCCCACAGGCCUUGAAACAUAUAUGGGUACGCACAGCACUCAUCGAGAAAGUUCUGGACAGGGUUGUACAGUACCUGGCGGAAAACUGCAGCAAGUUCUACGAGAAGGAAGCAUUACUGGCAGACCCUGUGUUUGGGCCAAUCCUGGCCUCUCUUCUAGUGGGACCCUGUGCCUUGGAAUACACAAAGCUCAAGACAGCUGAUCACUACUGGACUGACCCUUCUGCUGAUGAGCUGGUCCAGAGGCACCGUAUCCGGGGUCCCCCCAAUCGUCAGGACUCCCCUGCAAAGCGCCCAGCCCUGGGGAUCCGGAAGCGGCAUUCUAGUGGCAGUGCAUCAGAGGACAGACUAGCAGCCUGCGCCCGCGAGUAUGUGGAAUCCCUGCACCAGAACUCAAGGACAAGGCUGCUGUAUGGCAAGAACAACGUGCUGGUACAGCCGAAAGAAGACAUGGAGGCUGUCCCCGGCUACCUCUCUCUGCACCAGUCUGCAGAGAGCCUCACCCUGAAGUGGACCCCCAACCAGCUCAUGAAUGGAACUCUGGGGGACUCCGAGCUAGAAAAGAGCGUUUACUGGGAUUAUGCCUUAGUGGUGCCCUUCAGUCAGAUUGUCUGCAUCCACUGCCACCAGCAAAAGAAUGGUGGCACGCUUGUGCUGGUGAGCCAGGACGGAAUCCAGAGGCCACCACUGCACUUCCCACAGGGAGGACACCUGCUCUCUUUUCUGUCCUGUCUGGAGAAUGGGCUGCUGCCUCGAGGACAGCUGGAGCCCCCACUGUGGACCCAGCAGGGGAAGGGCAAGGUGUUCCCCAAGCUACGGAAACGCAGCAGCAUGCGAUCCGUGGAUGUGGAGGAGCUGGGCAUGAGGCGGGCCACAGACUACGUGUUCCGGAUCAUCUACCCUGGGCACAAGCAUGAGCACAUCACUAUUAACUACCACCACCUAGCGGCCAGCCGCGCGGCCUCGGUGGACGAUGAUGAGGAAGAGGAGGAUAAACUACACGCGAUGCUCUCAAUGAUCUGCUCGCGGAACCUCACAGCUCCCAAUCCGAUGAAAGAUGCUGGUGACAUGAUUGAGAUGCAGGGCUUUGGGCCUGGCCUGGCAGCCUGGCACCUGGAGCCCCUGUGUAGCCAGGGCUCUUCCUGCCUCUCCUGCUCCUCCUGCAGCUCCCCAUAUGCAACCUCCAGCCACUGCAGCUGCAUUCUUGACAGGUUGCCCCUUAGGCUACUGUGUGAGAGCAUGAAGAGGCAGAUUGUGUCCCGCGCCUUCUAUGGCUGGCUGGCCUACUGCCGCCACCUGUCCACGGUGCGGACCCAUCUGUCAGCGCUGGUGCGUCACAACAUUAUCCCACCCGACCAGCCCCCAGGGGCAUCAAGAGGCCUCACCAAGGAUGUGUGGAGCAAGUAUCAAAAGGACAAAAAGAACUACAAGGAGUUGGAGCUGCUGAGGCGGGUUUACUACGGAGGUGUGGAGCAUGAGAUCCGCAAGGACAUCUGGCCCUUUCUGCUUGGCCACUACAAGUUUGGCAUGAAUAAGAAGGAGAUGGAGCAGGUGGAUGCGGCGGUGGCAGCAAGGUACCAGCAGGUGCUGACAGAGUGGAAGGCCUGUGAGGUGGUGGUGAGGCAGCGGGAGCGGGAGGCCCACCCAGCCGCGCUCACCAAGUUCUCCUCGGGCAGCAGCAUUGACAGCCACGUGCAGCGCCUCAUCCACCGAGAUUCCACCAUCAGCAAUGAUGUGUUUAUCUCUGUGGAUGAUCUGGAGACCCCAGGCCCCCAGGCCUCUGAAGACACCAGACCAAACCCCGAGCAAGAACCAGGAGUCGGGACUCCAGGCACUGCCAUGGUGGAGCAGCAGCAGUCAGUGGAGUUUGACUCUCCAGACUCAGGGCUGCCAUCCUCCCGAAAUUACUCUGUGGCCUCAGGCAUCCAGUCCAGCCUAGAUGAGGGCCAGAGUGUGGGCUUUGAGGAGGAUGGCGGUGGAGAGGAAGGCUCCAAUGAGCUGGCCUCUGCAGCCCACGCUUUUUCUGAGCCCCAAGAGCCCAGCCAGGAGAAGGCUCUCCAGGCCAGUGAACUGGAGGCAGAUGGGGAGCUGGCAGCCAUGUGUGCUGCAGCCUACACUAUAGAAUUACUGGACACUGUGGCCUUAAAUCUGCAUCGCAUAGACAAGGAUGUGCAGAGAUGUGACCGAAACUACUGGUAUUUCACGCCCCCCAAUCUCGAGAGGCUCAGAGACAUCAUGUGCAGCUACGUGUGGGAGCACCUGGACAUGGGCUACGUCCAAGGCAUGUGUGAUCUGCUGGCACCUCUCUUGGUCAUCCUUGAUGAUGAUCAGCUGGCCUACAGCUGCUUUAGCCACCUCAUGAAAAGGAUGAGCCAGAAUUUCCCCAGCGGGGGCGCCAUGGACACCCACUUUGCCAACAUGCGUUCCCUCAUCCAGAUCCUGGACUCAGAGUUGUUUGAGCUGAUGCAUCAGAAUGGAGACUACACCCACUUCUAUUUCUGUUACCGCUGGUUCCUGCUGGAUUUUAAAAGAGAGUUGCUGUAUGAGGAUGUGUUUGCUGUAUGGGAGGUGAUCUGGGCAGCCAGGCAUAUCUCAUCGGAGCACUUUGUCCUGUUCAUUGCUCUGGCCCUGGUGGAGGCCUACCGAGAGAUUAUCCGGGAUAACAACAUGGACUUCACAGACAUCAUCAAGUUCUUCAAUGAGCGGGCUGAGCGUCACGAUGCCCAGGAGAUCCUGCGGAUUGCCCGGGACCUGGUCCACAAGGUGCAGAUGCUCAUAGAGAACAAGUGAGUGCUGUGGCCGGGAGCGGCAGCACAGAGAGAAAGCCUCGGUAGCAGGCGCCUAGGCUCUAGCAGGGAGAAGUUCAAGGGCAGCACAGCCCAGACUGCCCCACCCCUAGAUGACCCUGCCUGUCCAGUUGUGUUCUAACAAAGUGAUUGUGAGCCUGGGAUCUGACUGAGCAGUGCUGGCCCUGUGGGGCACGUCAGGGGCCAGGAAGCCCUCAGAUAACAGCUGUGAUAGGAGGGGUCAGCCCUAGGGAACAGCUGCCUUGGGGACACCUACUGUGUUCCCCUCACAAAUGACUGGGAAUAGCCCCACUGCCACCUGCAUCUCAGCCUGGACUGUUCCCCAAUGCUUCUUUCAAGCCAACCUGGGGCCUGGAAAGCCAACAGGGGCUGCAGUGGCCUGGGCACCACAUAGUAGAGUGGCAUCAGGCAAGGGCUCUGUGCUGUAUCUCUCCUGAGAGCCCCUUACAUCCCCAAAUGUCCAUUUGGGCAUGAAUCCUGGGGCCAGGGGGCCUGGGUCACCCUCCAGGCCCUCUCCUGAGUCAGGGGCCCUUGGAUAUGGUCCUUGGGUGGGAACAGCCCACCUCAGCAGCACUGACACUGCCUCUGGGCCACCUGAGUCAACACCAUGUGCUUGCCCCACUGCACAGUACACCCAUGUGUGUCAGUGCAGUGUCAUUCUUAACCACCCUGCCCUUGCUUUAUGCAUUAGAUGCAUCCCAGAAACUGUGAAUGACACUUGUCAGCUGGGUGAUUUGGAAUGCAGUGGGAGUGCUUGCUCUCCGUGGGAACCCAGAGAGAUUGUGAGAUUGAUCUCACAAUUCUCUAGGGAGGCAGUCCUGCCUCAGCCUUCUCUUUGGGUCAGGACUCUGAGCUUUGUAGUAGCUUAUGGCCUGUCCCAGGCAUCUGCUAAGUUCCUGGGGCAAAGGGAGCUGGGGAUGCCUGCCUCUGCCCAAUUUGUUCCUGGCGAGAAGAAGGGCCAACUCUGCCUGCCACAUGCCACUUAGGAUGCUUAGAGGCCUAGGGACCCAGAAUCCCCUGGGAGGAGCCAUGUUUGCGGGGGUGCCAAGAGGGCUCCAGCUUCUGACCCAAAGCCUAGGUGUGCUGCUUGUUGUCAUCCCAUGUCUCCCUGUACCCCAACACAUGCAAGGCCCCAUCUCCUGGAACCUGGAAGUCGUACCUGGGCUUGUUACCUGCCCAGCAGUCACCAAGAUAUGCAGACUUCCUGCCUUUGAGAAAUAUUAACAAGGAGACGGCAGCCCUUCUGCACCCAGCACAUCCCCCCCAGCCCACCCUCUGCCCAGGUACUGCAUGGCCUGUUUGGGGGCCAGCUCACCCCACUGCCAUACCCUAUCAUCCAUAAGUCCGUGGCCUCCACCAAGCACAGGUGGCCAUUGUGUGCCUGCCAUAGUGACUGGUUUUGUGAGGAGCAGAGUGUAUGUUUUUUGCCUCAGAAACUAUACUCUCCAGUGUAACAGAUGAAUAAACAGCAUUUGGCAUUG